Apus apus (common swift) is the source of this 710-nucleotide messenger RNA. RefSeq names its product N-alpha-acetyltransferase 20, NatB catalytic subunit (gene NAA20). Lineage: Eukaryota; Metazoa; Chordata; Aves; Apodiformes; Apodidae. Gene Ontology annotation, biological process: N-terminal peptidyl-methionine acetylation. Gene Ontology annotation, molecular function: protein-N-terminal amino-acid acetyltransferase activity. The record is from RefSeq and is a predicted model, not a curated record. The transcript has 6 exons. Gene Ontology annotation, cellular component: NatB complex. The coding region runs from base 54 to 590 and encodes 178 amino acids.
UCCGGGGCAGCGGGAAGAGCUUCCCGGGCGCGGGAGCGGCUGGCGCGGCAGCCAUGACCACCCUCCGCGCCUUCACCUGCGACGACCUUUUCCGCUUCAACAACAUCAACCUGGACCCGCUGACCGAGACCUACGGGAUUCCCUUCUACCUGCAGUACCUGGCGCACUGGCCCGAGUACUUCAUCGUGGCCGAGGCGCCCGGCGGGGAGCUGAUGGGCUACAUCAUGGGGAAGGCCGAGGGCUCGGUGGCUCGCGAGGAGUGGCACGGACACGUUACUGCUCUCUCUGUUGCACCAGAAUUCCGUCGGCUGGGGUUGGCUGCUAAAUUGAUGGAGCUCCUGGAGGAAAUUUCAGAAAAGAAGGGUGGAUUCUUUGUCGAUCUCUUUGUGAGGGUGUCGAAUCAGGUUGCAGUGAACAUGUACAAGCAACUUGGCUACAGUGUCUACCGCACGGUGCUGGAGUACUACUCUGCGAGCAGCGGGGAGCCAGAUGAGGAUGCUUAUGAUAUGAGGAAAGCUCUUUCCAGAGAUACGGAGAAGAAAUCCAUUAUACCUCUGCCUCAUCCUGUGAGGCCAGAGGACAUCGAGUAACUAUAAUCUGGGAGCUUCCAGCAGCUUCUCAUAGGAGCCACCCCUGGGGCCAGUUGCCCACUACCAGUACCCCACCACACUGACCCAACACAGACUAUUAAAAUGGAAUUACCUCCUUUA